Molecule: messenger RNA, 1461 nt
Organism: Camellia sinensis
Lineage: Eukaryota; Viridiplantae; Streptophyta; Magnoliopsida; Ericales; Theaceae
Source: RefSeq, a predicted model, not a curated record
AUGCCAUCACUCCGCAUACUAAUCUUGUCAAAGAAUAAAUUUCAGGGAAAUCCCUCUUCAAUUUUUAGCAACCUAACAAUCAUCGAGAAAAUUGAUGUUUCUCAUAACCAUUUUCAAGGUCCAGUACCAUUCUCAACCUUCGCUAAUCUCUCCAAACUUCGUUAUCUUGACCUUUCAUACAACCAAAUAGAAGUUGAAACCGAAAAUCCAUCUUGGCAACCUUCCUUCCAGUUAGAACAUUUAUUAUUGGCCGAUUGCAAUCUGAACAAAAAAAGUAAUCAUGGUAUCCCGAGUUUCAUUUCCACCCAGUAUACUUUACAAACCCUUGAUUUAUCCAGCAACUUCUUUGCAGGGUCUAUUCCUAUUUGGAUGCUCCACAAUGUUUCGUCUGUCUUGAGGCUGCGUGGCAACAUGUUUAGUGGUAAUUUUCCUCAAAGUAGCAGAAAUGUUGCAUCCCCUCUUGUUGAAUUUGACAUCUCAUGCAAUUACUUUGAGGGGCCAUUGCCUUUGAACAUCACUGCUCUUUACCCUAGGCUAUAUCGAUUUAAUGUAUCAACCAAUGGAUUGACUGGUACCCUUCCUCCAUCAUUAGGCGAAUUAGCAAGUUUACAACAGCUGGACUUGUCCAACAAUAAGUUGGUGGGAAACAUUCCAUCACGCCUAACAGAAAACUCUUCGUUGUGGUACCUAAAUUUGUCAAACAAUCGCUUACAAGGCGAGUUGCUUCCACAAGAUUGUAAUAUGAGGCAGUUGAGGUGGUUACUACUUCGUGACAACAAGUUUGUGGGAAGUAUGCCUCUUUGCCUGUCGAAUAGCCCCUCUUUGUUGAUUCUAGACAUGGGUAAAAACAAACUUUCUGGAAACAUCUCAAACCGAUUACCAACCUUUCCUAGUUUAGGAGCUCUCCUCCUAGGGGGAAACCAAAUUAAAGGUUCUAUUCCAAUGCAAUUGUGUCAAAUGAAAUAUAUACAAAUCCUAGAUCUCUCAAACAACAACUUCCUAGGGAACAUUCCAUCCUGCCUUAGUAACAACUUAGUAUGGAAGAAGAAGUUCCAAUCAAGUUCUUGGGUGCCAAUUGAUUUUACCACAAAAGGGAGGGUUCCUUUUGGUCAACAUCUCUCCACAAUUACCGAAGUUAGCUACAUUGGUAAUCCAAAUCUUUGCGGAGAACAAUUAAGAAAAUGCUCGGGUGAAGAGGGAAAAGUGGGUGGCACUGACAACAAUGAAGAUCGUAGAAAAGAAGAAAUUAGGCACACGGAAGAGAAUGGGAUCGUCGAUGAACCUCUUUUUUUCUAUUCUUGUGUGGCUAUGUCAUAUAUUUUGGGAUUUUGGAGCGUCGUUGCGCCUCUUUUCAUUAGCAAAAAUUGGCGGCGGAGAUACUAUGCAGCAGUAGAUGGAUGCAUUGAUAUGAUUCUCCAGAAGAUCUAUGUGAUACAUGAUAUGUUGUUUUAUAGAAAUUGA